Molecule: messenger RNA, 1360 nt
Organism: Penicilliopsis zonata CBS 506.65
Lineage: Eukaryota; Fungi; Ascomycota; Eurotiomycetes; Eurotiales; Aspergillaceae
Exons: 3
Coding region: 78-1265 (395 amino acids)
Molecular function (GO): oxidoreductase activity; FMN binding
Source: RefSeq, a predicted model, not a curated record
CCAAUGUCACUAGCAGCAUCACCGACAGCCUGAAAAUUACUAACCUAUUGAUAUCACCCACACAACUUACCUAAACCAUGUCCCUCUUCCACCCCCUGCCCAUCGCCAAUGGCCGCAUCCUCCUUCGCCAUCGGAUCGUCCAUGCCCCCCUGACGCGUAACCGGGGCGUGCCCGUGCACCCCGACGCCCCUGGCUCCCCGAACCGGAUCUGGUAUCCCGGCGAUCUCAUGGUGGAGUACUAUUCCCAGCGAGCUACUGAGGGGGGACUCAUCAUUUCCGAAGGCAUUCCUCCUUCUCUAGAGAGCAAUGGAAUGCCCGGCGUGCCAGGGUUAUUCACCCCCCAACAGAUAAAAGGGUGGAAACGAGUGGUGGAAGCAGUGCAUGCCCGCGGGGGAAUCAUCUACUGCCAGCUGUGGCAUGCCGGCCGAGCGACCAUCCCGCAAAUGACAGGCUCCCCCGCCGUGUGUCCCUCAGCGACCCCAUGGGACAACCCGACCGAGUGUUACUCGCAUAUCCCCGUGGGGGAGACACAGCCCGUCCGAUACGCAGAUUAUCCGCCCGUCGCGCUGACGAAAAAGGACAUCCAGCGUGUGAUACAGGAGUACGUCGAUGCGGCCGUGACGGCGAUGGAGAUCGUGGGCUUUGACGGGGUUGAGGUGCAUGCCGGCAAUGGAUACCUGCCCGAACAGUUCCUCAGCUCAAACAUCAACACCCGCACCGACGAAUACGGCGGUUCCCCGGAGCGACGGGCUCGUUUCGUGCUCGAACUCAUGGGCGCCCUGGCGCGGCGCAUCGGAGAGGAUAAUCUUGCGAUUCGGCUGAGUCCGUUCGGUCUCUUCAACCAAGCGAGAAGCCUGCAGCGGAUGCAAACCUGGACGUACCUGUGUACGCAGCUGAAUAAUGCCCAUCGGCUGUCCUACGUCAGCUUCAUUGAGCCGAGAUACGAGCAAAUCUUCACCUCCGAGGAAAAAGACAACUAUCUAGCGGCCUCAGGCCUACGAGAUAUUACUCUUGCCCCCUUCCGCGCCAUUUGGGGAGAUACGCCCUUCUUCUCCGCCGGCGGAUGGGACGCUGCCAAUUCCGCGGGGGUUAUUGAGUCUGGUCGGUACGACGCCCUGCUGUAUGGCCGGUACUUUACCAGCAAUCCUGACCUAGUGGAGAGGUUGAGGCGGGGGAGUCCUCUGGCGCCGUAUGAUCGUACGCGUUUCUAUGGGCCAUUCGAAGAUAAUGCAGUCGGAUAUACAGACUAUAGUUUCCUUGAAUGAACAUAGGGUUAUCCAAGUCCCUAAUCAAUAUCUAGAUCGCUCUAUCCCAGCCACUAGCCCCCACACCCCCAACCACUAUUUCUUCCUCUCUCCGC